AUGCGAGUAACCAACCCACCUAGAUCCAGGAGAGCUACAAGCAACUCUGUGCGCAACAACAAUUCCAAUUCUGUAGCUGUGUACAGAGACGAAAUUAAUAGAAUAAAACAAAUUUUACCGUUGUUUAAAGUUCCCUACACAUUAGGCCAAAUCUUCAAUUCUGAAAAUCAAAGCCCUUUUCUUAAACCUGACGGGAAGAUUAAAAGACCACCUAACUGCUUUAUGUUCUUUCGUCAAAUUACAAAUAUUUUGAUUAAAAAUACGGAAAUGUCUGCUGUUGAUAAACUAUUUUUCAAGAAUUUGGACCAGCCACUACUUUCGCAAAUUCUUGGUGCACUGUGGAAUUCUUUCACUUUAUCCGAACAAUCUUAUUAUAGAGAAUUAUAUGGUGAAGUGACUAAAUUACACAAAUCAUUACAUCCAGACUGGAAAUAUAAACCAAAAAGAAGCAAAGCAAUUUUUAAAGUUGUUAAAUUUGAUUCACAUGAUCAACAAGAACCACAGUAUCAAGAUCAAGAAAUCUCUUCCGCAAUUUCUGAAGUCACACCACAAAUUGAAGUCACACCACAAACUGAAGUAACACCAACUGACAUUGACUUAUCAACGUUUUAUCUUUUUUAUGGACAACAACAACCCUUUCAAUAUGUAAAUUUCUUAUAA
Molecule: messenger RNA, 660 nt
Organism: Ambispora gerdemannii
Lineage: Eukaryota; Fungi; Glomeromycota; Glomeromycetes; Archaeosporales; Ambisporaceae
Source: the annotation of a GenBank genome assembly